This is a messenger RNA of Otolemur garnettii (small-eared galago), 933 nucleotides long. Its product is annotated as olfactory receptor 52B2-like. Gene Ontology annotation, molecular function: G protein-coupled receptor activity; olfactory receptor activity. The record is from RefSeq and is a predicted model, not a curated record. Gene Ontology annotation, cellular component: membrane. Gene Ontology annotation, biological process: G protein-coupled receptor signaling pathway. Lineage: Eukaryota; Metazoa; Chordata; Mammalia; Primates; Galagidae.
AUGUCCAACUAUACGUCCAUUCACUUCACUGCCUUUCUGCUGAUGGGUGUCCCAGGAUUAGAAGACUUCCAAGUUUGGAUUUCCAUUCCUUUUGGCUUCAUGUACCUCUUGGCUGUGAUAGGCAAUGGCCUGGUUAUGGCAGUGGUGGCCUGGGACAGAAACCUCCAUAAACCCAUGUAUUUCUUCCUGGCCAUCGCACUCAACGAUGUCCUACUUUGUACUGUCACGGUCCCCAAAAUGCUUCUCAUAUUCUGGCAAGGCCCUUCCCUGUCGACAUUCCCUGCCUGCCUCACACAGAUGUUUUUUGUUCAUGCUCUGUUCCUGUCUGAAUCUGCUAUUCUACUGGGCAUGGCCUUUGAUCGUUUUGUGGCUAUCUGUGCACCACUUCAUUACACUACCUUACUUACAGGCUCUCUCAUUGGCAAGGUGGGCCUGGCCCUGGUGGCUCGGAGUGUGGUUGUCGUCACUCCUGGUGUCCUGCUCAUUCUCCGGCUGCGCUUCUGCAGAAGUAAUAUCAUCCGCCACACCUACUGUGAGAACAUGGGCAUUGCCAAACUGGCCUGUAACAGCAUCACUCCUAACAGCAUCUAUGGGCUGACUGCUGCUCUUCUCACCACAGGGCUGGACUUUGUCCUCAUCUCCCUCUCCUACUGGCUAAUCUUAAGAACAGUCUUCCAACUACCUUCUAGGAAGGCCCAGACAAAGGCCUUACGAACCUGUGGAGCUCAUAUAUGUGUCAUCCUGGUGUUUUAUAUUCUGGCCUUCUUUUCCUUCUUUACCCACCGCUUUGGGCACCAUGUAUCUAGGCAAACCCUUAUCCUCCUGGCGAACCUCUACUUAUUGGUGCCACCUACCAUGAACCCCAUUGUUUAUGGGGUUAAGACCAAAGAGAUAAGAAUGCGAGUACUAGGGCUCUGUAGUCCACUGAAAUGA